Messenger RNA from Phyllostomus hastatus (greater spear-nosed bat), 5887 nucleotides. It is a transcript of the gene ATP8A2, whose product is annotated as ATPase phospholipid transporting 8A2. The transcript is spliced from 37 exons. The record is from RefSeq and is a predicted model, not a curated record. Gene Ontology annotation, biological process: phospholipid translocation; neuron development. NCBI's taxonomy places the organism in Eukaryota, Metazoa, Chordata, Mammalia, Chiroptera, Phyllostomidae. Gene Ontology annotation, molecular function: ATP hydrolysis activity; ATPase-coupled intramembrane lipid carrier activity; ATP binding. The coding region runs from base 52 to 3609 and encodes 1185 amino acids. Gene Ontology annotation, cellular component: plasma membrane.
UGCCUCCGCCGCCACUCGCCGGGGGCUGCGUCGACCCCCGAGUGGGGCGAGAUGCUGAACGGCUCCCGCCCGGACAGAGCUCUUAAGAUGUCCUUGCCGCGAAGGUCCAGGAUCCGCUCGUCCGUGGGACCUGUUCGUCCUUCUUCGGGCUAUAAGAAGGCAGAUGAUGAGAUGUCCCGGGCCACGUCUGUUGGAGACCAGCUGGAGGCACCAGCCCGCACCAUUUACCUCAACCAACCGCAUCUCAAUAAAUUCCGUGACAACCAGAUCAGUACGGCCAAGUACAGCGUGUUGACAUUUCUACCUCGAUUCUUGUAUGAGCAGAUCAGAAGAGCUGCUAACGCCUUCUUCCUCUUCAUUGCCUUAUUACAGCAAAUCCCAGAUGUAUCUCCAACAGGAAGAUAUACCACCCUGGUGCCGUUGAUCAUUAUUUUAACAAUUGCAGGCAUCAAAGAGAUUGUAGAAGAUUUUAAGCGACAUAAGGCAGACAAUGCAGUUAACAAAAAGAAAACCAUAGUGUUAAGAAAUGGUAUGUGGCAUACCAUUAUGUGGAAAGAGGUAACAGUGGGAGACAUUGUGAAGGUCGUCAAUGGGCAGUAUCUCCCAGCAGACAUGGUCCUGCUAUCCUCCAGUGAACCUCAGGCAAUGUGUUAUGUUGAAACAGCUAAUCUAGACGGGGAGACGAACCUUAAAAUACGCCAGGGUUUGAGUCACACGGCCGAUAUGCAAACGAGGGAGGUAUUGAUGAAGUUGUCUGGAACUGUGGAAUGUGAAGGGCCCAACCGCCACCUCUAUGACUUCACUGGAAACUUGAACUUAGAUGGGAAGAGCCCUGUUGCCCUUGGGCCUGACCAGAUCUUAUUAAGAGGUACACAGCUUAGAAAUACUCAGUGGGUCUUUGGCAUAGUUGUUUACACUGGACACGACACCAAACUCAUGCAGAAUUCCACCAAAGCUCCUCUUAAAAGAUCGAAUGUUGAGAAAGUGACCAAUGUGCAGAUCCUGGUGUUGUUUGGCAUCCUUUUGGUCAUGGCCUUGGUGAGCUCAGCAGGGGCCCUGUACUGGAAUGGGUCUCAGGAUGGAAAGAACUGGUACAUCAAGAAGAUGGACACGACCUCGGAUAAUUUUGGAUAUAACUUGUUGACGUUCAUCAUCUUGUACAAUAACCUUAUUCCCAUCAGUUUACUGGUGACUCUUGAGGUUGUGAAAUACACUCAAGCCCUUUUUAUAAACUGGGACACAGAUAUGUAUUAUCCUGAAAAUGACACCCCUGCAAUGGCCAGGACUUCAAACCUGAAUGAAGAGCUCGGCCAGGUUAAAUACCUGUUUUCUGACAAAACUGGAACUCUUACAUGCAAUAUCAUGAACUUCAAGAAGUGCAGCAUUGCUGGAGUAACCUAUGGUCAUUUCCCUGAAUUGACAAGAGAGCCAUCCUCAGAUGACUUCUCCCGGAUGCCUUGUCCCCCUAGUGAUUCAUGUGACUUUGAUGAUCCCAGGCUCUUGAAGAACAUGGAGGAUCGACAUCCCACAGCUCCUUGCAUACAGGAGUUCCUCACUCUUCUGGCCGUGUGCCACACCGUUGUUCCCGAGAAGGAUGGAGAUAACAUCAUCUACCAGGCUUCCUCCCCAGAUGAAGCUGCUUUGGUUAAAGGAGCUAAAAAGCUGGGCUUCGUGUUCACAGCCAGGACGCCCUACUCAGUCAUCAUAGAAGCCAUGGGACAGGAACAGACAUUUGGAAUCCUUAAUGUCCUGGAAUUUUCUAGUGACAGAAAAAGAAUGUCUGUAAUUGUUCGAACUCCUUCAGGACAACUCCGACUCUAUUGUAAAGGGGCUGACAAUGUAAUUUUUAAGAGACUUUCAAAAGACUCCAAAUACAUGGAGGAAACAUUAUGCCAUCUGGAAUAUUUUGCCACGGAAGGCUUGCGGACUCUCUGUGUGGCUUACGCUGACCUCUCUGAGAGUGAGUAUGAGGAGUGGCUGAAAGUCUACCAAGAAGCCAGCACCAUAUUGAAAGACAGAGCUCAGCGGCUAGAGGAGUGUUAUGAAAUCAUUGAGAAGAACUUACUGUUACUUGGAGCCACAGCCAUAGAAGAUCGCCUUCAAGCAGGUGUUCCAGAAACCAUAGCCACUCUGUUGAAGGCAGAAAUUAAAAUAUGGGUGUUGACAGGAGACAAACAAGAAACUGCAAUUAAUAUAGGAUAUUCCUGCCGGUUGGUAUCACAGAAUAUGGCCCUUAUCCUAUUGAAGGAAGAUUCUUUGGAUGCAACGAGGGCAGCCAUCACUCAGCACUGCACAGACCUUGGAAAUUUGUUGGGCAAGGAAAACGACAUGGCCCUCAUCAUCGAUGGCCACACCCUCAAGUAUGCGCUGUCAUUUGAAGUGAGAAGGAGCUUCCUAGACUUGGCGCUCUCAUGCAAAGCGGUCAUAUGCUGCAGAGUGUCUCCUCUGCAGAAGUCUGAGAUAGUGGACGUGGUUAAGAAGCGGGUAAAGGCCAUCACCCUCGCCAUCGGGGACGGUGCCAAUGACGUCGGGAUGAUCCAGACGGCCCACGUGGGUGUGGGAAUCAGUGGGAAUGAAGGCAUGCAGGCGACAAACAACUCGGAUUAUGCCAUCGCACAGUUUUCCUACCUAGAGAAGCUCUUGCUGGUCCACGGUGCCUGGAGCUACAACCGGGUGACCAAGUGCAUCUUGUACUGCUUCUACAAGAACGUGGUUCUCUACAUUAUUGAGCUUUGGUUCGCCUUUGUAAAUGGAUUUUCUGGGCAGAUUUUAUUUGAACGUUGGUGCAUCGGCUUGUACAAUGUGAUUUUCACUGCACUGCCACCCUUCACUCUGGGAAUCUUCGAGAGGUCUUGCACUCAGGAGAGCAUGCUCAGGUUCCCGCAGCUCUACAAAAUCACCCAGAAUGCUGAAGGCUUCAACACAAAGGUUUUCUGGGGUCACUGCAUCAACGCCUUGGUCCACUCCCUCAUCCUCUUCUGGUUUCCCAUGAAAGCGCUGGAGCAUGAUACCGUGUUGGCCAACGGUCAUGCCACAGACUAUUUAUUUGUUGGAAACAUUGUUUACACAUAUGUUGUUGUCACUGUUUGUCUGAAAGCUGGUUUGGAGACUACAGCUUGGACUAAAUUCAGUCACCUGGCUGUCUGGGGAAGCAUGCUGAUCUGGCUGCUGUUUUUUGGUGUCUACUCAACCAUCUGGCCCACCAUUCCUAUUGCUCCAGAUAUGAAAGGGCAGGCAGCGAUGGUCCUGAGCUCUGCACACUUCUGGUUGGGAUUAUUUCUGGUACCUACUGCAUGUCUGAUCGAAGAUGUGGCUUGGAGAGCGGCCAAGCACACCUGCAAGAAGACACUGCUGGAGGAGGUGCAGGAGCUGGAAACGAAGAUGGGGAAAACGGUGCUUCGGGACAGUAACGGGAAGAGGAUGAAUGAGCGGGACCGCUUGUUAAAGAGGCUCAGCAGGAAGACGCCCCCCACUCUCUUCCGCGGGAGUUCCCUCCAGCAGUGUGUUCCACAUGGGUACGCCUUCUCUCAAGAAGAGCAUGGAGCUGUCACUCAGGAAGAAAUUGUUCGUGCUUAUGACACCACUAAAAAGAAAUCGAGUGAAAAAUAAGAGUUGCAUUAUCCUGAUUGAUGCUAGGAAGGAGAUGCGAUUUAUUGCGCCCAUUGUGAACGUGUGUCUUUGUCAGAAGAGACUGGUGUCAGCAGCCAAAACACGGGGAAACACAUUUCUGUGGCCUUAGCCAACCAGUUUGUUAGUUAUCUAUUCCCGCACAAACCUGGGGUAUGUACCACGGAGGAAGCCAUUUCUCCCUCCCAAUUUGUCUGCAGUGCUUGGCCUAACCUUUGUUUACCUUGUUAUGAAGCGUUCAACUGUGCUCUGUGAAGUGUGAAAUUAAAAACAUUAUGUUACACUGAUAUUUAAACAUCAGUACAAGUUGUUCUGGGAGCAAAGAUAAAAGAGUUUCAUGUUGCGUGAGAAACCCACCUUGUGACAGGGAGCCAGGACACCCUUGUUUCCUGUUUCGUUACCUCACAGAUUGAAGUCCACGGGGCAGCAUGUAAACUUCACUUUAGGCAAGUUGCUGUCUUGCUUUGUUUUCUCUUUUGUUUGUAUGAAAUUGGCAUAAACUUCUUGAUUGCAAUGAAAUCACAAAUAUGUGUAUCUGGGGGGGAAACCUGAGAAUGUCGAGUUGAAUCCCUUCGCCACACUCCCAGUGAGGCAAACCAUCAAUGUCCAACAGCAUCUCCUGUACCUUCCUAGGUGCCUUCCAGCCCAGCCCUCCCAUUCACCCAAGUUCCUCAUCCCAGACAUGCAUGGCUGGCCACCCACUCAGUGCAUGGCCGCUGGUGGGCACCAGUCCAAGUCCACACUCUUUCUACCACAGAUCCAGAUACAUAUGCAAGAAAUCCCUUCUCCCACCACCCUUUCCUGCACAUAUUCUAAAUGUUUAUCUGCCUCUUUGUGGUGAAGGAAGGCUGUGGGUCAGGGUGGUGGGGGAGACCUGCUCUGGUCCAGCUCUCAGUAUCACUUCCCAGCUUCUAGACCACUGGACCCCUGGCAUGCACAUAACUUUGAACCCACACUUGUCUUCUUGGGAAUUGAGGACACAUUUUGGAUUUUCGCCAUUGGAAAAUGAAUGAAUUUAGAGCACGUCUCCCCAGCAAAGGAACACACCUGUUACUCUGUAGUUCUAGAACCAGAAAGGAUGUGCAAACCCAGAUGAGAGAGUGAGGGCCUCCGGGUGUGGGGAAGGAGGAUGACUGCAGAAGGAGGAAGCGCAAACCAAGGACACAGACACAGGGAGGAGGACUUAGGAGACAUUUCCCACUGAAUCUGAGUGGAAACUCUGAAAUCAAGCCCUGAAGCCCAGACAAUUGUCCUGAUCAGCCUAAUGUGUCCAGAAGGUUAAUCAGGAUGUUGACAGGCAGUUUUAAUUGCAACAAAUUCAAAAUAUUUGAACACCCUUUUUUUAUAUCAACAGGUUUCCUUCCUUAUUCAAUCAGUGUUAGGUACAGGCACUGCUCACAGUAGGAACUAUCCUGAGUGUAAAAUGAGGAAGGGACAUAAUUGACUUUCCGAACUGCAGAGCCCCUUGUUCUAAAUUUGGACAGAACCUCAAUGCCUUCGGGCAGCAAUGUGAGCACCUGGAGCCCUUAAUAAACGACCAGCCUGGAGGCACGUUCUCUCCUCUCCGCUUUGGUUGCCAAACCAGAUUUUUGGAUGGCUUAACAUAAAUACUUCUGGGCAGCUGUUGCUGGUUACAGUGGCACAGCUCCUCUGGGAAUGGCUGUGCUAAAUUAGGAAACAGAACAAUAGUGCACUUUGCCUCCUAGCCCUUUAUUUUUAGAACAUCUGCAGCUUAACAGGCAUUGAAAUAAUUUAGAGUAUGAUUUGCAUUGACUAAGAAAACUAAUCCCUGACUUCCGUUCAAGAUGGCAGUGUAGACAGACAUGGCUCACUUCUUCACACAACCACAUCAAAAUUACAACUAAAAUAUAGAACAACCAUCACUCAGAACCAUCAGAAAUUGAGUUGAAUGGAAUUCUGACAACUAUGGAAUUAAACAAACCACAUCCAUCCAGACUGAGCCAGUAAGCUGGUAUCAUAUUUGAGACUUCAUCAACCUGGCUAAUACUACUUGACCCACCUUGGAGAUCCCCAGAGACUCUGCCACACCCAACUUAUGGCCCCACCCAACUUACAGGCCUACCCAAGCUGCUUUUCCAUAUGAAUGGCUGGUCUUGGCUCAUGCUUAACAACUUCCUGAGUCCUCUCAAACAAGCAACAGCUGGCUUCAGUGAGCCCUAGGUCCAGCAUUAGCAGCAGUCAACCUAGAUUUACAGCUUGGCUUUACCUGGGAAUCUCCAAGUUCAGCACAAGUAGCAGC